GCUCCUCAUUUCCCGUGCGCUGCCGCCCUGGUCUCCCUUUCCCUGCCGCUUCCCGCCGGAUUGGCUUUGAGACUAAUCUCUCGCUGCUGCUUUCCCUUCUCACGGAGUGUGAGUACUGGGGGCCCGGGCCCGAGCCUCUGCAGGCUGGUUUGAGGGAGUAUAACUUAAAAAUGAGGACAAGGAAGCCCUCCUGCCCGCUGGAGACGGUCUGGGAGGAUAAGCAUAAAUACGAUGAAGCAGAGCGGCUAUUCUACGAACGGGAAGCCACACAGGCCGCCGCAGCCCAGGCCCAGCAGCAACCAGAGGAGGUGGUAAACGGCCUCAGCCAGGAUGAUUCAGGGGACAGCAGCGGGCGGGACACCAAGAAAGCCAACAACGGGAAGAAGCAGAAGAAGAGGAAACGUUCACCCAAGAACCACCCAUGUCAGACCAACCUAGCCCUAGUGGGCCUAUCAGCUGACCCAAUUUGGUUUGAAAAACCACUUUUUGACCAGGCAGAGACAUCCUACCGCAAGAAGCUUGCAGAUGCAGUAGUAGUUCCACGUGGCAUGGUCCCCAUAGAGGCAGCCCCAGCCACCCAGUUGUACUCAACACUCUGGCCAGAGAAGGCAAGUCCUCGGGCAGUGGUACCCAAGCCAGGGAAGGCCCUGACGGCCCCCUGCACCCAUGGGAGCCGUGUGGCCUGCCAUCAUAUGGCUUGUGGCAUCUGGGUUAAUAAGUUCUACUUUGACCGAGCUGAGAUGGCAUUUGUGGAGUGGACGCAGGCGUCCACCCCACCGCACUCCCUGGAUAUCUCAUCCCCACAGCUGCCACAGGACACAAGUGUGGCAAGUGGGAGGGGCACCCCAGAUGAAGGGUAUAUGACAGCUGUAACUACUCCUGCCACCCCAGGGCCACCCAUUAGAGGCUCAUCCUUCACUGCCUGCUGGCCCAGCCCACCAGCCAAUGGUAAACCCCAGCUUUUUAGUCUUCAGGCAAUGAUGCAGGAGGUGUGGUUGGAGAAACCCCAGUAUGAUGAUGCUGAGAGAUGUUUCUAUGAGGCCAUGUUUGAUGGCCAUCCCCCAGGAAAGGUGAGGCUGCAGGAACGGGGUGGACCAUCUGAUGUAGCACGGCGGGGAAGAAAAGAUAGACGAAACAGAAAUAACAUAAGCAAACGUAUUGGUCCAAAGCGGACAGACCCUGUACCCUCCAAAGAAGUGGACCCUGCCUUGCCCUACUGGUAUUUCUUGCACAAGGAUGGUGAACCCCCAUGGCUCAGCAAAUCAAUUUAUGACAGUGCCGAAUCCCGCCACCAUGCUACUGAAGCCCUCCGAAUGUCAUGGCGAGCAGAAGCACCUCCAGUCUCGCCAGUCCCUGCCCAUCGGCCUGCUUCUCGUGCUGUCCCCUCAGCAACUACACCAAGACCAAAGGCUCCUGUUUGUCUUCCCCACUCCCUACCAGAGCAACAAGUGGCAUCCACCAGUGGGAAGGGAAGGAAAACACCUCUCAGCAGGAAGAUGGCAACCAGCUUCCUGGUGCAUGAGAAGAUCUGGUUCGACAAAUUCAAGUAUGAUGAUGCAGAGAGAAAGUUCUAUGAGCAGAUGAAUGGUCCUGUGCCAGUCUCUUCCAGACAGGAGAACGGCGCCAGCGUGAUCCUCCGUGACAUUGCCAGAGCCAGGGAGAAUAUCCAGAAAUCACUGGCCGGACUCAAGAUGGUGCUGCAAAGUCCCCCUGAGGCCCUGAGCCAGGCCGACCCUGGUCCUAGCACAAACACCAGCUCUUCCAGUGGCCCCAGUGGGGACCAUAGUGAGCUGGUCACCAGAAUUUCCAACCUAGAGGCAGAGAACCGGAGCCUUCGGAGUGUGAUUCAGGACCUACAGGCCACCAUCUCCAGGCUUGAAACCCGGCUGUGCACCCUGGAGAAAUGCUCUCCCUCCUACCGCCCUCUGGCUCCUCAGACUCAGUAUGUGUCCCCUAUGCAGAUGAGGGAGCCAUUCACAGCCACAGCCACUAAGAAGGCGGCCACCCCAGCAGAGGACGAUGAGGAAGAUGACGAUAUUGACCUGUUUGGUAGUGAUGAUGAGGAAGAAGACAAGGAAGCAGCCCGGCUUCGGGAGGAACGCCUUCGGCAAUAUGCAGAGAAGAAGGCAAAGAAGCCAGGACUGAUUGCAAAGUCUUCUAUCCUCCUAGAUGUCAAGCCUUGGGAUGACGAAACAGACAUGGCAAAGUUGGAGGAGUGUGUCCGCUCUAUACAGCUGGAUGGACUGGUCUGGGGAGGCUCCAAGCUGGUGCCUGUGGGUUAUGGCAUUCGGAAGCUGCAGAUCCAGUGUGUGGUAGAAGAUGACAAGGUGGGCACAGACAUCCUAGAGGAGGAGAUCACCAAGUUCGAAGAUUAUGUGCAGAGUGUUGACAUCGCUGCUUUCAACAAGAUCUAAAAGGCCCCUGAAUGUGUGUGAAUCUGUAACCAAAAUAAAGGCUGAGAUUUGAGGUG
This is a messenger RNA of Dromiciops gliroides (monito del monte), 2470 nucleotides long. It is a transcript of the gene EEF1D, whose product is annotated as eukaryotic translation elongation factor 1 delta. Gene Ontology annotation, biological process: translational elongation. NCBI's taxonomy places the organism in Eukaryota, Metazoa, Chordata, Mammalia, Microbiotheria, Microbiotheriidae. Gene Ontology annotation, cellular component: cytosol; eukaryotic translation elongation factor 1 complex. The record is from RefSeq and is a predicted model, not a curated record. Gene Ontology annotation, molecular function: translation elongation factor activity; guanyl-nucleotide exchange factor activity. The transcript is spliced from 12 exons. Bases 171 to 2414 code for a protein of 747 amino acids.